CGCCAGUGACCCCACCCCGCACCCCUGCGCCCAACCCGGCCCCAGCCGAGUGUCCAAACCAAAAGCGAAAGAAACCCGACCCCCGCGUCCCCUCCGGCGGCUCCAGCGUCGCGUCCCCGGGGAGGUCGCUGCGCGCCUCCGACCCGGCCCGGCAGCUUUGUGACUUCACUCGUUUCGCAACAAGCCCGGGCCGCCCGCGCCCCACCCACCCUGGCCCGGCAGCCUCGCCGCCCGCCGCCCGCCGCCCGCCGCCUCGCUCCGCUCUUCGCGCUUCUCCUCCCUCCCGCGCUGGGCCUGCCCCGCCCGUCGCGGAGCCUUCCUGUCCCGCCGCCCGUGACCGUCCGCGCCCGGCCGCCGCCUACAGGCAGCCCGGAGCAACCCGGCGCCCGGCCCCGCUGAGCGUAGCGCUCUCUCGGCGGCGGCGGCGGCGCGAUGCUGUGCUUCCUCAGGGGAAUGGCUUUCGUCCCCUUCCUCUUGGUGACCUGGUCGUCAGCCGCCUUCAUCAUCUCCUACGUGGUGGCCGUGCUCUCCGGGCACGUCAACCCCUUCCUCCCCUACAUCAGUGAUACAGGAACAACACCUCCAGAGAGUGGUAUUUUUGGAUUUAUGAUAAACUUCUCUGCAUUUCUUGGUGCAGCCACGAUGUAUACAAGAUACAAAAUAGUAGAGAAGCAGAAUCAAACCUGCUAUUUCAGCACUCCUGUUUUUAACUUGGUGUCUUUAGUUCUUGGAUUGGUGGGAUGUAUUGGAAUGGGCAUUGUCGCUAAUUUUCAGGAGUUAGCUGUGCCGGUGGUUCAUGACGGGGGCGCCCUCUUGGCUUUUGUCUGCGGUGUUGUAUACACGGUCCUACAGUCUGUCAUCUCUUAUAAAUCGUGUCCCCAGUGGAACAGUCUCUCGACGUGCCACAUACGGAUGGCCAUCUCUGCUGUUUCUUGCGCGGCUGUCGUCCCCAUGAUUGCCUGUGCUUCAUUGAUUUCCAUAACCAAGCUGGAGUGGAAUCCAAGAGAAAAGGAUUACAUAUAUCAUGUAGUGAGUGCGAUCUGUGAAUGGACAGUGGCCUUUGGUUUUAUUUUCUACUUCCUAACGUUCAUCCAAGAUUUCCAGAGUGUCACCCUAAGGAUAUCCACAGAAAUCAAUGGUGACAUUUGAAGAAAGAAGAAUUGGAUCUCACUGAGUGAAGGUUGCAGGCCAUUUCUAGAAGCGCUACAGAGGACAGACUGGGUUUUGAUGCCGCCCUGAUUAUUGGGAUGCGUCUGCGGCACAUCCAGGACUUGAAUUUCGUUAAGGAUUUCUAAUAGUUGUACUAUUUCUAAAGAUAUGUUUUCCUAGAUAAUGUAGAGCCUUAUGACAUUGAAGUGAUGUUUUUAUAAUUUUCUAAGUAGACUUUUUUAUAUUAACAAAUUCCUAUACGGAAAAGACAAGGUGUUACAAAAAAUGGAGAGCUCUUAUUUUUGUACAGAUUCUGUUGUUUUUUUAUUUGUGUGUGAUUUAUGAAAUACACUAAAUGAGUAAUUUAGGUUCAUUACAUUUAUUACAAAGUGAAUUGGGA
Sapajus apella (tufted capuchin) is the source of this 1549-nucleotide messenger RNA. It is a transcript of the gene DRAM1, whose product is annotated as DNA damage regulated autophagy modulator 1. The record is from RefSeq and is a predicted model, not a curated record. The transcript has 7 exons. Gene Ontology annotation, biological process: regulation of autophagy. NCBI's taxonomy places the organism in Eukaryota, Metazoa, Chordata, Mammalia, Primates, Cebidae. Gene Ontology annotation, cellular component: lysosome. The coding region runs from base 433 to 1149 and encodes 238 amino acids.